This is a messenger RNA of Xenia sp. Carnegie-2017, 4930 nucleotides long. RefSeq names its product katanin-interacting protein-like. The record is from RefSeq and is a predicted model, not a curated record. Lineage: Eukaryota; Metazoa; Cnidaria; Anthozoa; Malacalcyonacea; Xeniidae. The transcript is spliced from 39 exons. Bases 276 to 4847 code for a protein of 1523 amino acids.
AUUUCUAUGUAAUAGUUUAUGUAAAUAUUUUAAUAUAGUUUAAAUAAUUGUUUUUAGUAUAUAUAAUGUUUCAGUAACAUAUAUAGCUCAGUGUUCCUUGACUCAGUUUUUUGAAAGACAUCGCUCGGCCACUGUUGUCAUUUGUGUUUUGAAAUUGUAGUUUAUGAAUAAAAUUCUUUUUCUUUAUAUAUUUGCUGUUUUUUAUCUUAAUUCGUUUUAUUUUGUCUUUUUUUAUUCAUACGAUAGUAAGAUGAGCGAAGUCUUGAGUCAAAACCAUGAACAGGUCACACAGACAAAACUCUACGACUAGUAAACAUAACUCCAGUAUUCCCAGUUCAUCAGAACAGGUUGGUGCUUGUAAAGACGUUGCAUCUGUAGCUUAUGAUGAAUAUCUGUGGUUGCUACAAAAGAGAAACAGACUGUUAAAGCGGUUAAAGACCAAAGAUGACCAACAAGUAGCUUUAGAGAAAAAGGAGAAAGGAUUUUCUUUGUAUAUUAACGGAGCCAACAGAGAGCUGUCUGGUUUGAAUGCAUCACGAAGAACUAAAACUGCUGAUGAUAAUUUUUCAUCAAGAAAAGUUGCAACCAACGAUGAAAAUCUGCUGAACUAUGACACCAAUGAAGGAAACAGAGCCAAAACAGCCCCAACAAAACUAACGAGGAAGACUUGGAGACCUGUUGACUUUCGAAUGAAAACAGAGCAAGGUGAAAAAGUUAAAAUUAAGAUACCAGGAAAUAUAACAGGUGUUUAUAGUGAAGAUUUUGACAAUGAUAAUGAAGAAGAAAAUAGUGAGAAUGAUGAAGUUGAUAGCAAUGAUAAUGAAGAUGACAGCAAUGUUGAUGAUAGUGACAGUGAUGUUGUUGAAGAAUUAAAUCUCAGUUUUAAUGAUGUCCAUACUUUGAGGAGAAGUUUAGAGAAGGAUAAUCAAAUAUUUGAAAGUAUUCAGACUGUUAUUGAGUGUGACUCAUCAAGUGAAAGUGAAAGUGAAGUUUUGCAAGUGGAAGAGUCCUCCUGUCUUCAUGUCAAGGAUCUUGAGGAUAAUAUUGAAGAUGAGAGGAUAUCAGAGGAGAUUGAAGAGGAGGUUGAAAUUCAUGAUUAUAGUAUAAAUGUUGGGGAUACUGAAGCAUUUGAUGGCUUGUCUAAGCUAAGAGGAAGUUUUGUAAUUCAUGAUGACACUACAGACGAGUCAUUGAGAUCAGCUAGACCUGUGAUACAAGAUGACACUACAGAUGAGUCAUUGAGAUCAGCUAGACCUGUGAUACAAGAUAACACUACAGAUGAGUCAUUGAGAUCAGCUAGACCUGUGAUACAAGAUGACACUACAGAUGAGUCAUUGAGAUCAGCUAGACCUGUGAUACAAGAUUAUUUAUCUACACGUGACGAAGAAGAAGAAACCAUUGUCUUGUCAUUUUCAAAAAAAAAACCGUCCAAGAAACUUUUGCUAGCUACUAGAAAAAGUGACGACCACAACAACGAAACUGAAUCGUGCAAAAUAUCCAACACGUUUAAGGAGAGUGGCCGUAAGCUGUCGCCAAAAAAUCUUGAACUUGACGUCAAGGAUGACGUCACUGCUAUCACAGAUGAGACUGUUGCGUUGGUAACAAAGAAAGUACGAAACAUGAAUGCAAGUCAACAGAGACAGUUACUGGAUCUUUUGACCAAAUUAGAUCCAUCAACACCUCAUAAUGUACAUCCAAGUUCAUCAACACUUCAUAAUGUUCAUCCAAGUCCAAUAUUCCAUGAUAUAUGUUCAGGUUCAUCAACACACCAUGAUGUACAUCCAAGUCCAUCAACACACCAUGAUAUACAUCCAACUUCAUCAACAUCUCAUAAUGUACAUCCAAGUCCAUCAACACACCGUGAUGUACCUCCAGGUUCAACACCUCAGGAUAUACAUCCAAGUCCAUCACCACACAAUGAUGAACCUCCAGGUCCAUCAACACGCCAUGAUAUACAUCCAAGUUCAUCAACACCUCAUAAUGUACAUCCAAGUCCAUCAACACACCAUGAAGUACCUCCAGGCUCAUCAACACACUAUGAUAUACAUCGAAGCUCAUCAACACACCAUGAUAUACCUCCAGGUUCAUCAAUACACCAUGAUGUACAUCCAAGUCCAUCAAAGGCAUUUGGAUCAUCACCAAGUGAAGCGUUUUUAACGAGAAAUCAUAUCAAUGAUAAAAAUGUUGUAAAUUUCAUCCAAAACAAAGCCUCGGACGAGAUAGAUGAAAAGUGUUCAGAUAUAAUGGUAGAAUAUUCUCAAAGCUCUCACAAAGAACAUGGUCCUCUACCAAUUCGUCAAACAAUGUUUGGUCGUUCUUCCGAAGAUAAUUCAUCGCCAAGGAAUGAAAAAACGCCUUUGCCUAAACGUCCACCUUGGUUGGACGGACUAAAAAAGAAACGAUCUUCAGCGAGUAAUGUCAAAGAGGAAAAGGACAACAAAUGUUCGUUAAGCUGGCUUCGUUCCGCUGAGAAAAAAGAUGCAUCUUUGCAAGAGUUAUUUGAACAGCCCAAGCCUCGAUCCAGGCCUUCUAGCGGCCGACGGAGCUGUAAUAAUCCUGCUUCAAGUGGGCCAAGAGGUCAUCAGUCAGAAGUAGAUUGUGGAAGACGUCCAGUAGAACAGCAUCCGGGCAAUCAGGACUUGGAACUACAUGAAAAUUUUUCCAAUCUGUGUGUUGGAAAAACGACACCAAAUGAAAAAAUCUUUAAUGAAAGAUGGCUGGAAGAAUCUCUCGAUUCUCUUUCGCAGUUUAAGCGAUGUCAUCAAGGACGGUUGACUCCUUCGAUGAAGAUUAAUAUGGAUCACCAAGGAGAUGCUUUAGACGAAUUUCUUGUCGAAGAUAGUCAGAUUCAAGACGAUGCUGUAAACUUAAGUGUAGUUGAUGAUUUUACAAUUCCUGAGUUACCACGCGGUCAAACCCUUGUCAUAAACAUUCUUACAACCUGGGGUGACCAGUAUUACGUUGGAUUAAAUGGCGUUGAGAUAUUCAAUAGCUCUGGUAAACCUGUUCAGAUAUCAUCAAUCACAGCUGAACCAUGUGAUAUCAACGUUCUUCAAGAAUACAACAAAGACCCAAGGGUUGUAUCAAAUCUUAUUGAUGGAGUUUAUUUCACAAGAGAUGAUAUGCAUCUAUGGCUUGCUCCAUUCACAGAAGGAAGAAACCAUUUUAUUUACAUUGAGUUUAAAGAAACAUCAACAUUGGCUAUGAUAAGAUUAUGGAACUACAAUAAAUCAAGGAUCCACUCCUUUCGCGGUGCAAGGGACAUUGAAAUUUUUCUUGAUGAUAAUUUAAUAUUUCGUGGAGAAGUGGCCAGAGCAAGUGGUGAGCUGGGUACAUCCGAGACGUUUGGGGAUACCAUUUUGUUCACUAUGAACGAUGAGAUUCUUGAAGCGAUGGCGUUAAAUGAUCAAACAUACGAACCUGAUGUUGAUGAUGAUGAAGAAUAUCUUCAGAGCAGCAGUAGUUUUCAACGACCUGUUACCGCUGAUACUGGUCAUGAACAUGAAACGUACGACCGACCAUUCACCUGUCCUAAAGAACGAAAGAAACCAAGAAUGGAGUCUACAUAUCCCAACAAAGUCGUCAAAGAGCAAUUUUGUAUUGAUGACGUUGUCGGUAAACAUUGCAAGGGUGAAGUGUUGGAAUUAAACUUCGUGGAGACCUGGGGAGAUUUGAGUUAUCUUGGUUUAACGGGACUACAGUUAUUUGACACGAAUGGCGAAAUUAUUCAUGUAUCGUUAGAUAUGAUGCAGGCAUCACCAAGAGAUUUGAAUGAUCUUCCCGAGUACGAUGACGAUGAUAGAACGUUAGAUAAAUUGAUUGACUCCGUCAAUGUCACUACGAGCGAUGAAUACAUGUGGUUGAUACCGUUUACGUUGGGUGAAGAUCACACACUUUCUAUUCAUUUAAAAGAAAGAAAGGAAAUAGCUGGACUCUACAUAUGGAACUAUAAUAAAUCAUUAGAAGGAACCUACAGAGGUGUAAAAUGGAUGAUUAUAAAACUGGAUGGAAGAACAGUAGGAAGUGAAGAUGGCAUUUUAAUUCGAAAAGCUCCUGGUCAUUGUUAUUUUGAUUAUCGCCAAGAAAUAUCUUUUCUCCAUCCUCCUAAAAGACAAGAAACUGACCCUUUUGUACCAACAAUUCCUGGCGAAGGUGACUGUGAACUGACCGUUAAACCAUCUGGAUUCAUAUUUCAGUUUCAACUGUUUGAAUCCUGGGGUGAUCCAUAUUAUCUUGGAUUAAAUGGAUUAGAAUUUUAUGAUCAAGAUGGUCGGCUUAUGGAACUAAAUGAAAAGAAUAUCACAGCUUACCCGGAGAGUGUUAACGUCUUGGAGGGAGUGAAGGAUGACGUCAGAACCCCAGCAAAGUUGAUUGAUGGCGUCAAUGAUACAGAAGAUGGACGUCAUAUGUGGCUAGUUCCCAUCUUUCCUGACUUGACCAAUUUACUUUAUGUUAUUUUUGACGAACCAAAAUCAAUAUCAAUGAUCAAGAUAUGGAACUACAGGAAGACGCCAAUUCGUGGCGUCAGGCGUUUGGCUAUCUUGGUUGAUGAUCUGCUUGUUUUUAAUGGUAUUCUUCCACAGGUUCCAACAGGAGCCAGAGGAAUACUGCCAAAUAUGAAUAUACCUUUACCUCAUGCUUCGAUUUUGUUCACUGAUGACGAAGCAAUACAACAGAAAGAGAGACCUUUUGCAAUCAAUGGUGGUGGCUUUUUUGAAAGUCACGAAGUAUGUUUGAUGAACGAUCGAACAGAUUUUGAACAAGAAAAGACAGUCAAUAGUACUAACGUUGAUCAAGCUCUGCGUCCAAAGACAAGUGUCACACAACUUUAUCGUGCAAAAAGAUAGCAGAAUUAGAAGUUUUUUAAAUACACUUUAAUAUAAAAUCGUUCUAUGUACAUAAUAUUAAUAACAUAUUUAUUCAAUGUUCA